AACAAUAGUCAGCUGGAUCUAUAAACAGGACACACAAAAAAAAUGCAUGUUCUCGCACGCAAGUUCGUAACCUGAUUCUGCCAUGCCAGCAUUGGCAGCAGUCCCAUUUAACUUUUGAUGACUGAGUUAUUGAGUUUAGAUGGAUUUCAGUAAGAAAGAAAACAAAACAAAAAAAGAAGGGAAAUUUCUAUGGGUGGUUGAUUCUUUUUCUCCCCUCUGGAACAGGAGGAAAGCAAGCAAAGCAAAGAGAUUAAAAGGGGCUUUCUUCUCGCUUUGCAUUUUCCCAGUUGUACAAGAGGGGAGAAGAUUAGGUGGCAAUGGCCAAGUGGCUGUUUGGGCAUCGAGGGAGGGACAGGGAAAAAAAUCCCAACCGAAACGAGUCUCUGGCUUUCCCGGACGCGUUUAAAAUCACAAAAACAAUGAAAUACUAUCAAAUAUUUUAAUUAUUGAAAAAUAUUAGAUGAAAUGAAGUAAUAAUUGAUACUCUCUCUACACAAAUCUUUCACUUUGAUACUGUGUUCGGGAAGAAAAGAAGGAAAAACAAAAUAAAAAUAAUAAUAUCACUCCGUCGUAGAUUGAUUGAUACAAAAAGGCUCACGUUCUGUUUUUCUCUGUUCUGUUUUUGUGGUUUUAAGUGGACACAUGCACCAAUAAAUUUCUCCAUUGUUUCUCCUCUAUUACUAUCCUUUCCUUUCAUUUGCCAUUGUCUCCAGCGACUAAAUUCUCUUUUUCUCUAUUCGGUUUCUGUCAUUGGUUCCUUCAAAAUAUCAAGGAAAAGGGUCAAGUUCCACUAUGGAAAGAAGUUGAAUUUUUUUUAUUCUACUUUUAAUUCUUGGCAUUGUCUCGAGUGAAACUUUUUCUUUUCUGGCAUUGGGUUCCUUAGAAUUAUCAAGAAAAAGGGUAUAGUUGGAAUCUUGGGAGGGAUUUAAGUGAAUUUUUUUCUCUUUGUAUUGUCUUCUCAAGUUAAAAACUGUUUUUUCCUUAAUUUUCUGGUAUUGGGUUCCUUGGAAUUUUAGAGGAAAAGGCUAAAGUUGGAAGGAGGAUAAAAGUGUUUUGCAUGAGAAGAUGUCGAUGCCAAGGAGCUAUAGCAAGUGAUGAAGAUGAGAGGGGAAUCAGUGUUGGGCAAAAAGACCAUUCUCAAGAGCGACCAUUUCCCUGGAUGCCAAAACAAGCGCUUGUCUCCACAGAUCGAUGGUGCUCCCAAUUACGGCGGAUUCAUUGCAUGUUCAUGGUGUUGUGAUUCCAACAAUUGUUGGAAUUCAAAAUGUUCUUAAGCAUAUUGGAGCCUAGAAAGAUGGGAAGCAAGCACAUGCUUUUUGGAUUAGUCUUCGGGAGGAACCGGUAGAACACAUUGAGGCACGGCUAAAGAAAGUCUGGUGGUCGAAUGCUUUUACAUUGUGAAGAAUAUAGCCCAUCAUCCAAUCAGUCUAAUGUUGUAGGAUACCGGGAAACCAUCUUUGCUGAUGAUGUGAAGACACCUGCUGAAGUAUAUGCUGCUCUAAAAGAUGAGGGAUAUAUAGCAUAUAGGACUUAGGAGGAUACCAUUAACAAGAGAGAGGGAGGCUUUAGCUUCUAAUGUGGAUGAAAUCCAGAACUGUCAAAAUGAGUUAGUAUCAGAAUAUCUCUCUUAAUUUCCUUAAUAAUUAUCAGUAUUUCUCCCUUAAUAAUCUCCUUCCACAUUUCCCACUCCCACCAGUUUAUGAUUGAUUGCUUUAUAUCAGGAGGGUUGGUGAUUUGGUGAUGAGAAACCUGACCACUCGGCCAAUGGUGUUUAGAUCCUUUAGAAGCCUUUUAUUUUAGUUUUGGUUAGGGGGCUUAGCAGGUUAAAAUUUCAUAGGAUCAUAAAGUGAAGCCCCUCAAAAGACUAUGGAACAGUGUCCAAGUGCUAUAUCUGAGAUUCAUGGAGUAGGACACAUUUUUUCUUCAAUUUUUUAUUUUAUCUACAGGAUGGCCAUUGUAGAACAAGUGAAAACCCAAAUAGUAAACUAAUCCAAAGACGUGGUAGACUGCAGCACUAGUUUUUUUUUUUUAUCAUUUGUCCAAUUACAGAACUGUACUUCCCUUUUUCUUUUUUUUUUUUUGGCUUGUAACCGUAUCGAAGUAAUCCAAAUAUCAAAUGUAAUGUUUGCUUUUCAUUUUGCUUUCUAUCUGUCAUAUUAAUCUUCGAAAAAGCAAAAAACAAAUCUUAAGAGUUAAAGAUUUUUCUUUCUUGUACAACAAAAUUCAUUAAAAACCAAGAUCACGCAUAGGAGCAGAUAUGGCAAGCAAGCACGAGCUGGAAGUUAACGGUUCGAUGUUUUCUAUUGCCUAGGAAACAGAAAAGUACUUUCGAUACCCGAUGUAACUAGAAAAAGAAAAGGGUUAAGUAUGUCUCAAAUUCAUGGACAUGGAUCUGAUCUUGUCUAGACCAUUGCCAUGUAAUUCUUUCCAUUGCUUUGAGAUAUUCAAAUAUUGUGUUGGUACAACAAAAUCCAUGUCACUCUCCAUGAUAAUCAAAGGCGGUAUCAAAUCUGAAAAUAUGUGCAAAUAAUAGAAUAUUAAACGUUUACAAAGAAAUCAAAAGACCGGUAAUCCUGGGCCGUUAGUCAACCGCAACAGACUCAUUGAUUGUUGAUGAAAGGGAUAUUUUGACCGUUGCAGGGAGAGAGAGAAUGUGUGUUACAGUGUGAGAGUGAAACCCGCACCCACAGUAUUUUUCAGUCGCUCUCUUUGAAUCCUGAAACCAGACUCUGUUUUCCUAUUUUUCCUUACAGAAAGCUGCAUCAUGAUCCCAAGGAGAGAACAUUAAGGGUGUAAAGGUCGGUGGUGGUGCGGGAAAACAAAUCUUUGCCAGCUUUUGCUUCCCAUUUUCUCUGCUUGGUCGGUAUCUUUCUCUGGAUAAAUUAAUGAACUCACCAUUGUUGUUUUCGUUCUUUUUCUUUCUUGGGUUGUUUCUUUUCUUUUGACUCAAGAAGAAGAAACAAUUAAAUAAAUAUGGGUUUCAUGCACAUGCAAGAAGGAAAGCCCAAGAAGAGGGAAACAGCGUACGGUCCUAACUGCAUCAUUAAGACUUCAACUGUAUAAGCAUAUUUGUUUAUGCAUUUAACUUAUAAAAAUGGUAAAGGCUUUUAUUCUAUAUUCUACUUGAGAAUCUCGAAAACUUAACUGGGUUUUCCAUUGGAAAUAGAUUUUUAUAUGUCGAAAAACAAUAAAAAGUCGGUGGUGUUGGGUGUUGGUCUUGUUCUUGGAGCCAUUCCUUGCUCCUUCUGGAGGCAAUUUUAUUUCAUUAAUUCAUCUUUUUUGCUUCUAAUAUUUGACCCUAUAAAGCAGGCAUUAACAUGGCUCCUCAUGGUUCGUGUGAACAUCGCUUAGAAACUUUACACGUUCUUUCCUUCAUUAUUAUUGCUCAUCAUGGUUCAUGUGAUUACGUAUAAUUUUUUUCAUUUUUUAUAAGUGAAUUGUUAAUUUAGUAAGAUUGCGUAAGCUUCUCUUCUCUUCUAAAGCUUUUGGUUUUGUAUUUUAUGAUUGAAAGGAUAUAUCAUUAUGACGUCGGCUGUUGUUUAAGUUAUCUUUAUAUGUUUGAGAUGGAACUAUAGUAACAUCAAAUCCCAAUAAAUCGGCAUUGAAAUUUUGGUAAGUAAUGAUCCGUUUUUCAAAAUAUUGAUUUUCUUGCUUUGAUAUUGUUGAGCAGUCAUCAAGAUAACAGAGAAGUGCAACUAACAGGAGGAUAACUGGAGAAGUGUCAAGAAAAAGGCUUGUUCUUGGGCUCUAUAUUCUUUCCUUGAAGAAGAGAAAUCUUUAAUAGUAAGAAUUUCGUUUAGAACACAGCCAAAAGGCAAAAAAUGUUGGGUUCUUGCUGUGGUCCAUCAUCAAAACUACCGCCAUCCAACCAGGACAGGAUUCUGUCAUCUUCAUUCUUUGGUAAUGCAGUGGGAAUAGGGAAAUCCAACAGUGCAAUAGCUGGUGUUGGGUUGGGGAAGACCAACAUCCCUAGGAGGAAAUAUGCUGCAACCAAAAGAUUUUCUAUCUCUGCUGUUCUAGCUGAUGUUGCGAAAGAUUUCAUGGCUUUCCGGGCAAAUAUUUUGCCAAAACAGGAGGCAGACCCCAAGACCGUUGCCUCUAUCAUAUUAGGUGGUGGAGCUGGAACUCGGCUCUUUCCCCUUACUCGAAGAAGGGCCAAGCCAGCUGUUCCAAUAGGGGGAUGUUAUAGACUGAUUGAUGUCCCCAUGAGUAAUUGCAUCAAUAGCGGGAUUAACAAGAUUUACAUCCUCACCCAGUUCAAUUCUCAAUCUCUCAACCGCCACAUUGCUCGGACAUAUAAUUUGGGCAAUGGUGUGACCUUUGGUGAUGGGUUUGUUGAGGUAUUAGCAGCUACACAAACAUCAGGUGAAUCUGGAAAGAAGUGGUUUCAGGGUACAGCAGAUGCCGUAAGACAAUUCAUUUGGUUGUUCGAGGAUGCUAAACAUAGACAUAUCGAGAACAUUCUGAUAUUAUCCGGUGAUCAUCUAUAUCGAAUGGAUUACAUGGACUUUUUGCAGAAGCACAUUGAUUCUGGUGCUGAUAUAUCUGUUUCUUGUCUCCCUGUGGAUGAAAGUCGUGCCUCUGAUUUUGGAUUGCUAAAGAUUGAUGAGAACGGACAGAUUAGGGAGUUUCUUGAGAAACCUAAGGGUGAAAGUUUGAGAUCGAUGCAAGUCGAUACAACUGUUUUGGGAUUAACAGCUCAAGAUGCAAAGAAAUCACCUUACAUUGCAUCGAUGGGUAUAUAUUUAUUCAAGACAGAAGUUCUAAUGAAACUACUAAGGUGGCAUUAUCCUGCAGCAAAUGAUUUUGGAUCUGAAAUCAUUCCACUGGCUAUGAAAGAUUACAAUGUUAAGGCAUAUUUAUUUGAUGACUAUUGGGAAGACAUUGGAACUAUAAAAUCCUUUUUUGAUGCAAAUUUGGCCCUCACAGAUAAGCCCCCCAAGUUUCACUUCUAUGAUCCCCUAAAGCCAAUCUUCACCUCUCCUCGGUAUCUACCACCAACAAAAAUAGAACACUGCCGGGUUGUGGACUCUAUAAUUUCGCAUGGCUGCUUCUUGAGAGAAUGCAGUGUCGAACAUUCCAUUGUGGGAAUUCGCUCAAGAUUAGAAUAUGGGGUAGAGCUAAAGGAUACAUUGAUGAUGGGUGCUGACAAUUACGAAACUGAGGCAGAAAUAGCAUCCUGUUUAGCAGAGGGAAAAGUUCCACUGGGUGUUGGGAGAGAUACUAAAAUUACGAAUUGUAUUAUAGACACAAAUGCGAGAAUCGGAAUGAAUGUUGUCAUUGCAAACAAGGAUAAAGUGGAAGAGGCAGAUAGACCAUCUGAGGGGUUCUAUAUUCGAUCGGGGAUUACUGUAGUGUUAAAUUCUGUAAUUAAGGAUGGAACUAUUAUUUAGUACAUUUCUCUGAGGUCAAU
Messenger RNA from Durio zibethinus, 5413 nucleotides. The record is from RefSeq and is a predicted model, not a curated record. Lineage: Eukaryota; Viridiplantae; Streptophyta; Magnoliopsida; Malvales; Malvaceae.